Molecule: messenger RNA, 10213 nt
Organism: Cercocebus atys (sooty mangabey)
Lineage: Eukaryota; Metazoa; Chordata; Mammalia; Primates; Cercopithecidae
Gene: ZBTB10
Product: zinc finger and BTB domain containing 10
Exons: 6
Coding region: 1743-3482 (579 amino acids)
Biological process (GO): regulation of transcription by RNA polymerase II
Molecular function (GO): RNA polymerase II cis-regulatory region sequence-specific DNA binding; protein binding; DNA-binding transcription factor activity, RNA polymerase II-specific
Source: RefSeq, a predicted model, not a curated record
AAAACAGAGCACAAGUAUUAUUAUAGCAUUCUUCCAUAUGUGGCACAUAUUAUAUACAGCUUCACUAGACAGAGUUCUCUUAUUUCUGAAGGGUAAAAACUCCAUCGUCUUAAACCUCUCAGCAGCUAAAACAAAGCAGGACAAAACAAAACAAAACAAAAAACCCUACAACUGUACUCACCUGAGGAAAUGCAUCAGAAUUUCAAGCUCUUGAGCACUGGUGGCCAAGUGACAAUAUGUUUAUUACUGGAAAAAUACUCAAAGCCAAAAUCCUUUUGUGGCAGGGUAGUACUGUCAUUCUUUACAUUAAAAUUACCUAUAGUCUAUAAGAUAGAACCAAUGUUUUUUGUUUGAUACACAACACUGCCAAUCAACACAGGUACUAAAAAUUACAGUGAAUCAAGUGAAUGUUGCUUUGAAUAAAUCUAUACAAUCAGUAUGAGUCUGGAUGUGGAUUCAUGUGUUUAGUCCAUUUAAAAAAUAUUAAGGAAAACGGCCUUUUAUAAUAUGUUUGAGAAGACUUCUUUAUUUAAAUAUUUAUUUAUUUUUAAAAGACUAGUCAAGUGGAAGUGGGGAAAGAGUGCACAAAGGGAAACCAACUGUGAAUAACCAAUUGAGACAAUUCACUACCUUGGGACCAGCCAAAGCUUGCUUUUUAAAGUAACCUUGAAAUACAUACCAUAUUCCAUAUUAUACAAAGUUUUACAUAUUGCUCUUAGUUUUGAAAUAGAAAAAAUCUUUUUGAAGAGAGUAAGAAUCAUAAAACUAGAAGGUCUAAAAAUUGUAAUACUUUCUCUUCAUAAAACAUAUAUCUUUAUUUACAUUAAUAUAUUAUUUAGGAGGUUCACGCCUUUAACAUAACCCCAUUAGAUAAUCUAUAACUGUAAAGAGUUCAUGUAUAUUUCUCAUUUUCUGCACAUAUGUAUUAAUGUAAAACAUCUGCCCUGCCAUAUUCUUUUUUAGUCAACAAUUAUCUUGAGCAUUUUAUUAGUUUGUGAUUCACCUUCUAAUACAUAUGUUGCUUAAGAGUAAAAAGCCCCUCCAUAACUUUAAAACAUCUUUUUUUUAACCUGAAAUAGGCUUAAAUUCUCACGUUGUCAGAUGAGUCUUAACACUUUAGUAUUUGCUAAAUUUAGCCUACUAAGAUUUUUUUAAAGGAGCAUAAGGGCCCUAAAUUGGAAAAACAAAAAAAAACUCUCCUACGAUCAUAAUUGUGGGAUUUCAUUUCCAGUUCAUUCUGUUGGAAUCAAUCUGAAUUCCAUGUAAUGUAAACAGUUCAAAAAGUCUUAAAAAUGAAUUGUUGACUUUAAACAAUCUUCGGAGCCGCUCACAAUGUCCGUAGAAGCAGACUCCACCCCGCUCCUGGGGAAAACCCUGCCUAAUAUUUAUAACGUUAUGACAUACUGUAAUACUCACAAGGUGGUUGUAGAAGUAUAAACACGACUGGAGUUAUCUGAUUGGCUGCUGGUGAUGUAACACCCAUGUCAAUACUUCCCAGUGAACGCACGUGUUCGACCUUUUAUUUAAAUUUCCAUUUCAUCACAGCAAUAAGACACUCGGGGCGGUGCAUUUUCUGUGAAAUGAUUAUUGCCCUGGGCCCGAGGUGCUGCCUCGCACAAUGCAUCAGAGGAGGUUGUGUCCGUGGUCGUAACCUCCUCGCGUGAAAGGCACCGCCUGGUCCAGUCUUUGUGAAGGAACAAAAUAAGUUCACUUCCUUGGGCACCGCCACCCACCCUCAGCAAAUGACAAGGCUGGAGCGCAGCUCCCACCGCACAGUUAUUUGCAAAGUCCCAGGUGAACUCGUGGCGAGAGAAGGAAAAUGCGCGUCCCGGGCGCGGGAGUCAGAAAUACCAUCAGAAGAGGGGUACUGUGACUUUAAUAGUAGGCCAAAUGAGAACUCUUAUUGCUAUCAACUUCUGCGACAACUAAAUGAACAGAGAAAGAAAGGUAUUCUUUGUGAUGUCAGCAUUGUGGUAAGCGGAAAAAUCUUCAAAGCUCAUAAGAACAUCCUGGUUGCAGGCAGCCGUUUCUUUAAGACUUUAUAUUGCUUUUCAAACAAAGAAAGCCCUAACCAAAACAAUACUACCCACUUAGAUAUUGCUGCAGUUCAAGGUUUUUCAGUCAUCUUGGACUUCUUGUAUUCUGGUAACCUGGUGCUCACAAGCCAAAAUGCCAUUGAAGUUAUGACAGUGGCCAGCUAUCUUCAGAUGAGUGAAGUUGUUCAAACUUGCCGAAAUUUCAUUAAAGAUGCCUUAAAUAUAAGCAUUAAAUCAGAAGCUCCAGAGUCUGUAGUUGUGGACUAUAAUAAUAGAAAACCAGUUAAUAGAGAUGGUCUGUCUUCAUCACGGGAUCAAAAAAUUGCCAGUUUUUGGGCAACACGGAAUCUUACCAAUUUGGCAAGCAGUGUAAAGGUUGAAAAUGAUGGUUGUAAUGUCGACGAGGGCCAAAUAGAAAACUACCAAAUGAAUGACAGUAGUUGGGUCCAGGAUGGAUCUCCUGAAAUGGCUGAAAAUGAAUCUGAAGGUCAAACAAAAGUGUUUAUUUGGAAUAAUAUGGGCUCCCAGGGAAUUCAAGAGACUGGCAAAACAAGGAGGAAAAACCAAACUACAAAAAGAUUUAUUUAUAAUAUUCCACCUAAUAAUGAAACGAAUUUAGAAGAUUGCUCAGUGAUGCAGCCACCUGUUGCCUAUCCAGAAGAAAAUACACUACUCAUCAAGGAAGAACCAGAUUUAGAUGGUGCUCUACUCUCGGGGCCAGAUGGUGAUAGGAAUGUGAAUGCAAAUUUAUUGGCUGAAGCUGGCACUAGUCAAGAUGGAGGUGAUGCUGGUACUUCACAUGAUUUCAAGUAUGGUUUGAUGCCUGGUCCUUCAAAUGAUUUCAAGUAUGGAUUGAUACCAGGUACUUCAAAUGAUUUCAAGUAUGGAUUGAUACCAGGUGCUUCAAAUGAUUUCAAGUAUGGAUUAUUGCCAGAAUCUUGGCCAAAACAAGAAACUUGGGAAAAUGGUGAAUCAUCUCUAAUCAUGAACAAGUUAAAAUGCCCUCAUUGUAGCUAUGUAGCCAAAUACAGACGAACACUAAAAAGGCACUUGCUCAUUCACACAGGAGUGAGAUCAUUUAGCUGUGAUAUUUGUGGAAAACUGUUUACUCGAAGAGAACAUGUAAAAAGACAUUCCCUGGUGCAUAAAAAGGAUAAAAAAUACAAAUGUAUGGUGUGUAAGAAGAUCUUCAUGUUAGCAGCCAGUGUUGGAAUAAGACAUGGAUCUCGACGUUAUGGUGUUUGUGUAGACUGUGCAGAUAAAUCACAACCAGGAGGGCAAGAAGGUGUAGAUCAGGGACAGGAUACAGAAUUCCCUCGGGAUGAAGAAUACGAGGAGAAUGAAGUAGGAGAAGCUGAUGAAGAGCUAGUUGAUGAUGGAGAAGAUCAGAAUGAUCCCUCUCGAUGGGAUGAAUCAGGAGAAGUUUGUAUGUCUCUAGAUGAUUAACUGACCUACUAUACUCCUCAAGGAUGCUGCAUUUGGACCUAAUAUGAAUCGACAAUUUGGAUUGUUGAACUUGAAGGCUUGCAAAAUAUGGUACAUGCUGGAUAGUAGUUAUGUUGCUGUGAAAACUGUAGGGUCAAAGCCUUAUAGCAAAAAAAAUUUUUUUUUAUAUUUGCACAGGACUAUACAGCAAACAACCAUGUGGUUGGAUUACAUGGAGUCCCCACAUAUUCAGUCAGUUAUCAAAGUAAAAUAUUUUCUAUUUAUAGGAUAUACAGUAACUAUUUGGGUCCUAUGAAAAUAGUCCUUAAAGAGCUUACAUUCAUGUGCUACUUUAACAUGAAUGGAGAAAAUCCAUUUAUGGAAGUACAGUGACAAUUGACCCAAUCACUCUGUCCAUCAAACCACUCAGGCUAGUUUGUACUAGUAGAGUUUUGUUUCUAUUUUUAUUUUUAUUAAUUUUAUUUUUUUUAAUACAGAUUUUCAGUGAGGGGCUUUUUCAACCCCAUUGGUUCUAUUUUCUUGUAUUUUUCCAUUUAAUUUGCUUCAUAACUUAAACCAAGUCUCUUCUAGUCUUAGGUAUUAUUUCUCAAUUUUGUGCUGAUGGGCAUGUUUAUAAGAACUGGAGAGGUAAUUUAUUGGAAUGAACUAACUGACUUCCUCCAUUCCCCCCUUCCUUUUUGACAUGAAUUUUACUACUUCACAAAUGAAGAAUGAUGUUAUGAAGUUACCGUGGCGAAGUUGACAAAUACCACUAAAAUGAUUAUGAUUUAGAAGUAACUUUCUUCUGCUGCUCUAAUCUGAUAAAUGGUUACUAUAUGAUGUUUUCUGACAUGGUAUUCGGUUUUGGGUAUCUGUUACUUUGGCACUAUUCUUGUUUGCCUCUUUAUUUUUGCCAGUGUACUAUACCUCAGUCCUAUUUGAAAGACCUAAUUGAAAGAAAAAUCAUAGAAAUAAGUAAAAUGAUUUGUUUUAUAAUUUAUCCACCAUGUCCAGUUUGGUUAGCUUGUUAUGCAAUAUAAGUGAAAUAUCAGGUUUUUACCCAUGUCCCUUUUAUCAUUAAAAUUAACACAAAAUGUGCAUUCUCUUUCGUUUCAUACUUAGCGGGAUAUUGAUUGUUUUGAAAUUAUGAUCAAUACUUAAUUUAUUUUUUUCUGUUCCUUGAAGUCACUACACCUUGAUACAGCCCUUCUAGUAGUCACCAUGAUUCAACAGUCUCAAAAAUCUUACAAAUAAAAUUCUGAGAAGCUUUAUUAUUCUAUAAACUAAAUUCUUCAGGGUACAAAGGGUGACAUAUUGAGGUGAAAUUGUCAGAUUUACUUAGCCUGGUGACAUGAAUUAGCUGAUUGUGGAACUCUCAGCAGCAUUUCACGUAUUGUUAACAUGUAUGGCAUUUAUUAGCAUAUUGUAUAUUAUAUAAGAUUGAGGGAUGUCAUAUUUUCAGCUUUCUUUUAAAUAAAAAUUGAGUAUAUUUUCCUAUUUUAUAUCAGGUAACUAAAUUAUGCUAGUUAUGUGGAAAAAAUUGCAAAGAUGCUUUGACAGAUAUAAUCCCUUUGGUGCUCCAUCUGAUCAAAGUUGGAAAGUUGAUGUUUUUUAAGAGACAAGCUUUAUCAUUGUCUCUGAUUUCAGUAGAAUAAUGGUUUAUUGUUAGACAAUGAUGUUUCUGCUUGGAUAAAUCAAAGAUAAAUUACAGUUACAUGGUUAGAUGCAUCUUUUGUCAUCUAUAUUGUAGUUUCUACAUAACUGUAAACCUGACAGAUAAGAAUAGUUUCAGUUUGAUUUUUGUUUAAAACAGAUGAGUACAUCUUAAUGUUCUAGACAAAUGAGUAACAUGUAUUUCUGGUAGAAAUUAGUUGGGCAAAGAUACUAUGAAUGAAAAAGUAUUUUAAACGUAAAAUGUUCUUUGUGAAUAUGUAAGUAUAGUAUAAAGAUUUCUUUCAUCCCAUUUAUUCCCUUCCUUUAAAUAAACUAGUUUACAAUUGGUAGAUCUGUCUAUAUAUAAAUAUAUAUUAAAGAACAAAGAUAUAUAUCUAAAAAUCACCUAAAUCUGCUUUAUUAGACUACAGUUCACUUAUUGCAUAGAAACUGGACUUUGGCUUUACAUUCUUAAUGUACUUUUACUUUUCCUCAAGAUAUGAACUUACUCUCUUGAAGCUGAAUUUUCUUUUACUACUUAAAUCAUUUAUGUAUAUCUGGUAAAUUAUGACCAAAUUUUUGUUAGAUUGCAUACAGUAAAUUGAAAUACACACUUGGUACACUACGGGAUUGUUGUGCUUUUGUUUGGUUUUAGUUGGAAAUAAGGUUUGAUGUAGAUGGCUUGUUACUGUUAAUUUAAAAUAUUCUAUAAUUGUCCAUUUUAUGUUGUGUUGUGACAGAUUUGGCUAUAUUUUUAGUCAAUUGAAAUAUGAUACUUUAAAAGUUUGUUUUUAGGUAAUCCAAAGGAAAAGUGUUUAUACUCUUGAAUAUAUUAGCCUCAGCCUAUAUAAAAAUUUCUUUGAAGUAAACAUUUUACCAGAAACAGAAUUGACAGAUUUUUCUACUUGCUGACUGCCUAACUUAUUUUGUUUCAUGAUCUCGAGGGACUGCCUUUUCCCAUCUAGAUCUUUUUAAAAAAUAGUUUUAGUACUAAGGUAUACUACUGGACAUUUCUAUUUUUUUAAGUGUAUUCUUUUUCUGACUUACAGUAAAAUUUCAGGAAGUUGAUAGAUACUAAGAACUUAUGAUUGGUCUCAGAGGUAACAAUGAAAUACUCAUAAUUUUGUCUGUGGAACUCUGGCAGAAUUAUGUUACACAUUUGGCGAAGUUGUCUCUUGUAAUUUAUAUUUUAAAUGAAAAAGUAUUUUAGAGCUUUUAAUUUUAAUGAAGGGGAAGAGUAUAAACUUUCUUUCAUAUUCACUCUGUAGUUACAGACAGUCUCAUAAAUCAAGAUUGUGCAUUAUUUCUUAGAGUUCUCAGAGACAGAUACUUCCAUAUGGACCCCUGUUCAUCUUUCUUAUUUACUAGAUAUUUUGCUAAAUUUAGCACAUUAGCAAUUAAGAGUUUAAAAAAGAAGAAACAUUAUAGGAAAGGGAAACUGAACAGUAAUGAGUAGCUUUGAAAUUGAGGAAAACACACUAGCUGGGUUAGGUAACAGCCAUCCUAAUGGAGAAGAGUGAGCUAAAUGAGUUAAUUCAUGUAAAGUGCUUAGAACACUGGUACAUAAUAGGUGCAUAACACAUCUUAAAGUUGUUUAAUAAUAGAUAACCAAGAGGAAAAAGAAAUGAGAAAAGACAGGGGAAAGGAAGGAGAAAAUAGGAAAUGAAAGGAUUAGGACUUCGUCAUUUAUAUUAAUACAAAAUGGUGUAAAGGGCCUGAAUAUGACUGGAGGAGUAUCAUAUGGGGGAAAGUGUGAUGGAAAAUAGGUUCUUAAAAAUCUUAAAUUUUAAAACUUUAGUAAGCUUUAUUUAUAUUUUUUAGGAUUUUCUGAACAUAGCAUGAAGGGUUUAGAUUCAUUUUUCUGAAAAACGAUUCAAAAAACUACCAAUUUUUUUUUGAGUGCCCACACUUGCCAUUGUGCUGUAUACCUGAUUUUACCUUAAUCCUCUAUAAGGUAGGUGCUAAUUGUCUCCAUUUUAUAGAUGAGGAAAGGCUCAGAGAAAUUCAGAAACUUGGCUAAUUUAACACAGCUGUGAUAGAGCUGGGGGCUUUGAGCACGUCUGAUUCUGAAGCCCAUACUCUUUCAAGGAGGCUCUAUUGCUGCCUCACUGAACAACUCUUGUAGAAUUUCAGCUCUUAAUGGAGUCUAUGGAUUUAUAUUUUUCCUAUAAGACAGCUGUGUUUAGAAUUUUGAGUGUCUUUCCUCCCCCCAACAAAUUUCCUUACUACUCUUUCCUCAUAAAGCAGUUGUUUUGUCACUUUGACUAUAUUAAGACACAUCAGUGUAGCACAUGCUCUUAACCGGCUGUGGCAUUUUAAUUUUAUAAAAGAAUGGUUUUUAUCUGAAGAACUAGAUAGAAACCCCAGUUUUUGUGCCGUUCAGUCACCCAGAUCCUUAAACUUAACGAUGGUACAUAAUAUCCACACUUAGAACUAACAGGUGUUUAGUCACUUUAGGACUUAAAAUGGAAAGUUUUUUUUUUUUCCUGCUGUAUCCCUGCUUUCAACUGAAGUUAAAGAAUUCUAGAUAGUUUAAAAUGUGUUAGGGAUAAGCACACUUCAAAAGAUGUUUUCUAGCCCUAAAUUUGAUGACAUUGGGUACUUAAAUUUGGAGUACACUAGCUAUUGAGAACAAUAUUUUGGGUUGAGGAGAGUGAUGGUUGAGGCCAUUAUUUAGUGGGAGCAUUGGCAUUUUGAACACUGUAAACAUAAAAGAACACUUCUGCCUGCUGUUUGUAAAAGCUCUUUGGGAAGAUCUUUUACGAAGACCAACUUUUUAAAAUGUAAAUUACCUACCUAAUAUAAGUGUCCUAAGACAUGUAUGUAAACUUCCGAAACUGUUUUGUCUGUGUAUUUAGAAAAUACACAAGAGUCUUUAUUCAAACCUAAAAAUAUAAACUUGUGAGCACUAAACUGCUUCUGGCUUUGUGAAUUUUAUUGACUGACAUUUAAUUCAGAUUUCUUUGCAAGUGUACUAAUUUAGACUAAUUGGGGUAAGGGAAACACCUUAAUGAACUUGACAUGUAUAUUUCAGAUAUCUUUGUACUUCAGGCUUACAAGUUUGAAUUAUAGAAUACUAUAAGGGUUUUUUGUUUAUUUGUAUGUUUUUAUAUGAAAGUACAUAAAUGACAAACUACCUCCAAGUAAUGCUGCUUUAAUUAGUAGCAGUGAUUUGUAAUCAGUGUAUCUUUUAAGAUUCUCUACAGGUUUUAGAAAACAUUAAAAAUUCCUUUUUAAUUUACAUUUGUGCAUAAUCUUGGAAAUGGGUUGAAAAGCAAAGGUAAACUGCUUCAUCCCGUGUUGUAUAUUUGUGGACUGAUUGACUACAAGUGAUGUGAUGUUAUAAAUUUCAAGUCUUUGAAAUUUUAUUAAUGUAGAGAAAACAUAACUAGCUUUUUAGGUUAUUUCAAAGUUAGUAAUAGAGCAAAGGAAAUCAGAACUGAUUAGAUUAUUCAGACUUUUCUUAGAAAAAUAGUUCGUUGAUUUUGUUUGGAGAAGGGCACAAUACAGGGAAGCCUACAUAGCAUUAUAAUGCCUAGUAUCUUUAAACAUGUAAAGAGCUAUCAUGAGGCAGAAUAAUUAAGAUACUUUAUGUGUUUCUAAGGGGUCAUGAUUGGGACCAUUGGCUCAAGAUUGAAAAUUGGUUUUUAAUUAUCCAAAGAUGAAAUGGGGCUGCUUCAGAAAAAGGUCUGCCACUAGAGAUAACUGCGUAAAGUCAAAGAGAUUACUUAGUCAUUUUGGCUAAGGCAGUAUUGACCAAACAUUUCUAUUUCAGAGUUGGAUUUGUGCUUAGUUUUUUUUAGGUGUUGGGACCGUUGUAGUUACUUUUUGUUUUGCUUAGUCAACAAAUAACUAAAGUGAUAAAAUUUUGUAUGUGUGAGUACUGGACGAAGGAUGUUUUGACAAUAAAAAUGACAUAAUUUAGGAAAUUAAGAAUUUAGACACCAACUUCAGCUUAAUAGAAAAAAUCACUACUUGAACUUCUUUCUUUUUCACCACAAAUCACCACAGACCAGUGUUUGGGAGCAGGUAUAGGAAAUUGAAUUUUGGAUCUAUGUUUAGGUAAGAAAACUAAAGGUUCUUCAGAAUUUAGGCUAUGACAUGACUGUCUUUCUGAAGUUUAAAGAAAGAAAUUGAACUAUAGGAAAUCUAUUCCGCUAAUUAAAGUGAAUGAAAAACUGCAUGGCGCCUUACCUGCUAUUAAUACUGCCACUUUACUGUCAGCCAGAUUAUUUUUUUCCCACCACGGCCAGUCUUAAAUUUGGCAAUAAGAAAAAACUAAUCUUCCAAGUGUAAUUAGGUAUGCGUUAGAAACUUAGUGAAAGCUAAACACAAGACAGUCUUCUUGGCACAGGUCCUAACAGUUGGUGAGAUAAUACAUAAGAUGGUUUCAAGAUUAUUGUAGAAUUACUUAGAUUGAAAAGAGACUACCCAAUGAAGCAUACCCAGAGAGAUUGCCACAGUGACUCCAGUCAGUUUUAGGACCCAGGACUCCUGAACUUCCAUUUCUGUAUUAUUUUUCCUGUACCAAACUCAUUCAAUAAAUGUUUGAGAUUAGGGAUAAGUUUGAAGUUAGAAGAUUCCAAAGUACACUCAAAUAGUAUUUGGCACAUAGCUUGUUGCUCAAAAGUAUUUACUAAGUGAAUGACUAAAGGCACUAGCAACUUUAAGGAUUUCGCCUGUUAGUAUCAUAUGGCAUGUAGCUAUCAAGCCAGUUUGGUUUAGUUAUUUUGUGUUGCCAAGCAUAUGAUACAUGGUGUCACACUGAGCCUUUGGGAUCCUUUGCCUGGAUACAUAACCCUAGUAGAUAAUGUUACUGCAAGAUGUAAUGACCAAAUCCAACCUACUGCAGAUGUUAGUAUGGAGAUCUCAAUGCAAAAGUAGCCUUUGUAAUUUUUUUUAAACCAUCUCCGUAACAACAUUUAGUGAGAAUUAUUAGCCAUUUGCUGCAAAAUAUUUGUUUAAAAAUGUCUGACAUAUACACCACUAAUAUUUAAAUGCCCAGCAUUCCGUCUAUAUGUGAAAAAACUAGAAGAAAAGCCCUGUUGGAGUUUUGAUGUAGCGUGCAAUAAUACAUCAAUAAAAAUAUUUUAAAAUGA